This is a messenger RNA of Podospora pseudocomata, 1717 nucleotides long. RefSeq lists its product as uncharacterized. The record is from RefSeq and is a predicted model, not a curated record. Gene Ontology annotation, molecular function: carotenoid dioxygenase activity. Gene Ontology annotation, biological process: carotene catabolic process. Bases 161 to 1717 code for a protein of 518 amino acids. Lineage: Eukaryota; Fungi; Ascomycota; Sordariomycetes; Sordariales; Podosporaceae. The transcript is spliced from 4 exons.
GAUGUUCCCCACAGCCACAGCGAGUUGAUAUCAACCCAAGUUAUUCAAACAGAGAGGCUCGUGUCGAUGCAUAUAUUGAUGACCAAAGACCUCAAGGCACCUAAGGUAUGCUUCAUUCCUCAUUCAUCAUCAUUUUUCUUUCUUACUGACUGUUGCUAUUAUGCUCCCCCCACCACCUAACCCCAACGGCCCAAAUGGGUUCUUUGGGCUGCAUUCAUCAUGGUCCAGCGUCAGGUCUCCCUUUGAGCACGGCGUCGUGGGACGCUUCGAGGGCGAGGUGACCGAUCUAGUGGUGUUCGGCGAGAUCCCCAAGGGGCUCAACGGAACCUUCUACCGCAUCAUGGUUGAUCCAUUUUACCCCCUCCAAGAAGGCAAUGCACCUAUAGAAGGUGACGGGAACGUAUGUGCCCUGCGCAUCAAAGAUGGCCGGGGCGAUCUAAAGAUCCGCUACGUCGACACUGAACGCCUCAGGCUGGAGCGUCAAGCCAACAAGCGCUUAUUCGGAUUGUAUCGUAAUCCUUUCACACAUCAUCCCUGUGUCCGCGCAGCUGUGGACAGCACCGCCAACACCAACCUCGUCUACUGGGCUGGAAAGCUCCUCGCCCUCAAAGAAUCCGCGCAGCCCUAUCAAGUCCACCCCGACACGCUUGAAACAAUCAUCUACGACCCCUUCAACUCCACAGGCUUGACAUUCUCUGCCCAUCCCAAGGUUGACCCGUAUACAAGAGAGCUAGUUGUGUUCGGUUACGAAGCGAAGGGCCUCGGCACAGACGACGUCGUCAUCUACGCCCUCGACGAGCAGUGGAUCAAGAGCCCGUGGCCCGCAUUCAUCCACGACUGUGCUCUCACCGCCAACUUCAUCAUCCUGGUUCUGUGGCCCUACAAAACUGACGUAGACCACAUGAAGAAGGGUGGUCAGCACUGGAUCUACAGCAAGGACCUCCCAGCAACAUUCGUCGUUGUCCCUCGACACCCCAACGACCUUCCUACUGGAUGGAAGAGGGGAGAGACCAGAGUCUACCACUCGGAUCAUGCCGUCCUUCUCCACACAGCCGGGUCGUGGGAGGAAACAGCCGGGAACGGUGACGUGAGCCUCUAUUUUGAGAGCUCGCGGAUCCGCUACAACCUUUUUCCUGUCUUUGGCCCGCCAACUGACAAGCCAUUUGGAGACUUCCAGGCUGAUUACGUCAGGUGGGAGAUCGACCUCACCAAACCAACCAACACUCGCGUUGUUGACCCUGCUGUGAUCUUGGAUAUGCCUGGAGGAAUGGCCAGGGUUGAUGAGCGCUUCUUGACAAAGCCAUACGACAAGUUUUUCUGUCCUGUUAUUCCCCCAGGGAAGCAGAGACCUAUCCCGCCAAUUCUGCCUAUCGGUCUGCAUGCAUACGUUAUGCUUGACAAGCCCAGUGGGAAGGUUAAUAUGUUUGAUCCUGGCCAGGGGUGCACAGUGGAGGAGCCAAUCUUUGUGCCCAGGACAAAGGAUGCACCGGAGGGUGAUGGUUGGGUGCUGGGUAUGAUUCAGAGGAUGGAUGUCAACAGGAGUGAUUUGGUGGUGUUGGAUACAAGGGACUUUGGGAACCCGGUGGCGGUGGUUCAGUUGCCCUUUAAAAUAAAGGGGCAGAUUCAUGGCAACUGGGUUGAUGCGUUGCCGGGAGAGAAGAGCAUCACAAGAAUUCUGGAACCGGUUGAGAAGAUUAUGGGGAAGGGAGCUUUGUAG